Messenger RNA from Penicillium daleae, 1455 nucleotides. Its product is annotated as pantothenate transporter. Gene Ontology annotation, molecular function: pantothenate transmembrane transporter activity. The coding region runs from base 1 to 1455 and encodes 484 amino acids. The transcript has 4 exons. Lineage: Eukaryota; Fungi; Ascomycota; Eurotiomycetes; Eurotiales; Aspergillaceae. The record is from RefSeq and is a predicted model, not a curated record. Gene Ontology annotation, cellular component: plasma membrane. Gene Ontology annotation, biological process: pantothenate import across plasma membrane.
AUGGCCUCUCUUCGCACCAGCCUUGCGAUCUGGCUAUGGGGCCCAGAACCCAAGGACCGUGAGCUGUUGGCUAAACUCGACGUGACACUACUUCCCUACUUCUCGUUGAUAUGGUUUCUUUUCGGCGUAACUCGCGCCAGUUAUUCCACUGCCUAUAUCAGCGGCAUGAAAGAGGCCCUCGGCUUCGAGGGCAAAGAGUACAACUACAUGAGUACAGCGUAUCUGGUCGUAUACGCUGUGUGCCAGAUGCCAGGGACCAGUCUUUUGACUAUCGUUCGACCCAAAUAUGUUUUCGUCACUGCCAAUGUCACAUGGAGCGUUUUGACUCUCAUCACAUACAAGAUGACCCGCGCGUGGCAGGUCAUUCUGUUGAAUGCGAUCGAAGGAGGGUUCUCGGCCAUUGCAUAUGUGGGCGCCCAGUUUAUUCUUGGCUCGUGGUACAAAAAGUCUGAGCUCGGAAUUCGGGCUGCGGUGUUCUGCGUAUUUGGACAUGUGGGAAGCAUGGCCGGUGGCUGGAUCCAGGCAGGGCUGCUGCAGACGCUGGCAGGGAAAGGUGGUCUUCCGGCCUGGAAAUGGAUCUUCAUUAUCGUCUCGGUAAUGACUGUGCCAGUGGCUCUUUUUGGCUGGGUCUUUAUUCCUGAUCUACCGGUGCACCGUGCGGCCUGGUAUCUCACCAGCGAGCAAAAGGAGCAUGCCGUUGCUCGUCUAGGUUCACCGCGCAAAGAAUCCUGGGAUGUGACUGUAUUCAGGCGUGUGCUUUUGAGCUGGCAGUUCUGGCUCUUGCCGAUGAUUUUCAUGCUAUAUUCCCUCUCCGUCCAAAUGCUACAAAACAAUGUGAUGGCCUACUGGAUGGCCGGACAAGGCUACACAACCAUUCAACAGAACAACUAUCCCACGGGCAUCUACGCAACCGCUAUUGUCGGCACCGUCCUGUACGCAAUUAUCUCUGAUAAGCUCAAAUCACGCUGGGAGGUAUCCAUCGCCAUCGGCCUUACAUUCAUCAUCGGCUCAGCCAUUCUCGUAUCAAACCCCUCCACAGACGCAGGCUACUUCGUCGCCUUUUAUCUUCUGGGAACCACUUUCGCACCACAGGCAGUCUGGUACUCGUGGCUCGCCGAUGUGACAAGCCAUGAUUUCCAACUCCGUGCUAUUGCAACAGGAUUCAUGAACUCAUUCGACUUUGCGUUUGUUACGUGGUGGCCGCUGAUAUUUUAUCCAGCGACCGAUGCGCCGGAUUUUCAUAAGGGGUAUGUCGCGAGUUUGGUGACGGGGGCUCUGACUCUACCGCUGAUUGGGUUGAUUGCGUAUCUGGAGAAGAGAGAUACAGCUCGUGGGGUGAUUGGAAGGGUUGCGAUAGAUGAUUCUAUUGUUGACGAUGACGGUUCGCGAGAAGGGGAGCCGAGUAAAUUGUUGAAUCCGCCGGUGAACGUUCGAGCUAGAGAGGUUGAUGUUUAA